AUGGCUAGAGAAGGUGGAGGAUGGCUUCCGCUCGACCUAUCCCUGGCCACCGCGGGGCCGUCGGCGUCGGCGGGUGAGCGGCGGCCGAACCGGCGCACCGUGUCCUCGCUCUACGCUGAGCUGGGCGCGAUGCUCCCCAACCUCCCCACCGACCGGGUGAGUCCCUGCCCUGCCCUCGACGGCCCUGCUUCUUGGCUACGCCGGCGCCGGCGCGUCGUGCCGCAAGAUGAGCUCUUUUUUUUAUCACCGUCUGGGCGUUUUGUUUGA
Molecule: messenger RNA, 267 nt
Organism: Miscanthus lutarioriparius
Lineage: Eukaryota; Viridiplantae; Streptophyta; Magnoliopsida; Poales; Poaceae
Source: the annotation of a GenBank genome assembly